UAAUUUAUAAAUGGGUUCAAAAGGAGAUGAAGAUUUAUUAGAGGCGUCAUCAGGAGUACAUUAUUCUGGAUUCCAUUUAGAAGAGUCACAUACUUCAGAGAUUGAUCAACCAACUUCUACAGAUGGAAGUGUUAAGCAACCUUUUGUCAUAGUGACUUUGUAUCUCAUCUUAGAGGAGUUAGUUCAGCAUUUACUGGAAGCAUAUGUCAUGGCUUUGUUUCUCCCAAUUUGUUGUCUGACGCUCGGUCAAAAUACAAUUUGUUGCUUUGGUAUGAGGAGACCUCUAGGAAUUAUGGCCAAAUAUGGGAAUAGUUCAUGUAACAUGGCCACAAUUGUGAAACUUAAUCUUUGAAUUGACGGAACUUUGAUUCUAUUCAAGGCCAUAAAUGCCAAUUCUUUGCAUCUAUCAUGAUUGGUAUCUGUUUGAAUCAUUCCAUCUUCUAUAGUGUUUUUGAAAAAUAGCUAGAUGCUUGACAUGAGGAUUAAGUAUAUACAGUACCUCAGGAUGAUAAAUGGUAUGAUUUGGUUGGUAUCUUUAGUUCUCUUUGGUUGAUGUUCAGAUAAUUUGGUUUGUGCUAUUAUUUCUAAGGUUAUUUUUUAAUUCUUUGAUCUAUCUCCUCUUUUGUUUUUGCAUUUUUGGAUGGGAUGCAAGUAGGUCUACGACCCCCAAACUGGGUUAUGAUAUUUCAUAUUUUAGACCUG
Capsicum annuum is the source of this 702-nucleotide messenger RNA. RefSeq lists its product as uncharacterized. NCBI's taxonomy places the organism in Eukaryota, Viridiplantae, Streptophyta, Magnoliopsida, Solanales, Solanaceae. Bases 11 to 352 code for a protein of 113 amino acids. The transcript is spliced from 2 exons. The record is from RefSeq and is a predicted model, not a curated record.